AUGACGAAACGAACAAUUGUGGCAUUGAUUCACCACAACGUCGCCCUUUCCCGUGAUUCCAAGCUCCUCGCCUCAGGUUCGGUCGAUGAGACCAUCAAGUUAUGGGAUACAAGCAGCGGGAAAUGCCUCUGGACCCUCGAGGCCAAUAGCAGCCUGGUUAGCCAGGUCACCUUCUCCCGUGAUUCCAGGCUCCCUCGCCUCGGCUUCAGUCAAUUCCAUAUCAGAAAACUCUCAGCUAUAACGGAUCAAGAUCUUGAGGUAGUUUGA
Penicillium cataractarum is the source of this 267-nucleotide messenger RNA. Its product is annotated as WD40 repeat domain-containing protein. Lineage: Eukaryota; Fungi; Ascomycota; Eurotiomycetes; Eurotiales; Aspergillaceae. The record is from RefSeq and is a predicted model, not a curated record. The transcript is spliced from 3 exons. The coding region runs from base 1 to 267 and encodes 88 amino acids. Gene Ontology annotation, molecular function: protein binding.